Messenger RNA from Pipistrellus kuhlii (Kuhl's pipistrelle), 5993 nucleotides. Its product is annotated as protocadherin alpha-C2. Gene Ontology annotation, molecular function: calcium ion binding. Gene Ontology annotation, cellular component: plasma membrane. Gene Ontology annotation, biological process: homophilic cell-cell adhesion. The record is from RefSeq and is a predicted model, not a curated record. The coding region runs from base 735 to 3590 and encodes 951 amino acids. The transcript has 4 exons. NCBI's taxonomy places the organism in Eukaryota, Metazoa, Chordata, Mammalia, Chiroptera, Vespertilionidae.
GAAUCUGCAAUCUGAGCCUGUGCCUUGAGUCCAACCGUGACCUCCUGGUCUAUGCUCAACUACUGAAUCACCUUGGCCGGGUCACAAAUGGUUUUUAUACAAUGUUGAAGGAAUCUUAAGUAUGUUUCAUCAAAAUUUCUAAAUAUUUCAUAUGUAACUGCUUGGUAAUGUUAUACCAUUUAAAAAAUAAACACCCAAACUAGCCUAGGAUAAGGUGAACUUCAGUGGUCCAAGUACCUUAUUUUAAAACUAAAGUGUGCAGUUAAAAUAUUUAAUAAUAAAAAAGAUAUGAGCUGAUAGAUUAUUUUAAAUAAAAAGAUGUACUUAUUUAUGCAUAUCGUGAUUUUCCCAAAUGCAAUUGUAAUAUUUUUGUGAAAACAGCUAAAGGAAAAUAUUGAAUUACAUACUCUCUAAAGUGACAUUUGAAAUGUCUGGGCCUUUAAAAGGAUAUAAAAUUGAAAAUGAUUGCCUUGCGUAAAUUGCAAAUGAAUAUGAGGCUAUCUUGGAAGUCAAUGAAUGGAUCUAAAAUCUACAGCCAGCCACAUGAUGUCGCUGUAUACCACAAAGUCUUGUCAAUGGAAAUGUACUGAUCGCCAACAAUAAAGGAGGAAGCUCCAUUUUGUCAUCGUCCGAGAGAAGACAGAAACGCCGAGAGAAAGUACUAAAAAUAUGAAGUAAAGAGAUAUGAUUUUGAAGUAAGGUGAGAGAGGUACGAAAAGUGUAGUGCUUUUGCGAUGCUGUAUCUCAGGCGAGGAGGCAAGGGAGCCCGGCGCCUGCUGCUCUCUCUUCUGCUUCUUGCGAUCUGGAAGGCGGGGAGCAGCCAGGUCCACUACUCGGUCCCCGAGGAGGCCAAGCACGGCACCUUCGUGGGCCGCGUCGCGCAGGACCUGGGGCUGGAGCUGGCGGAGCUGGUGCCGCGCCUGUUCCGGGUGGCGUCCAAGGGCCGCGGGGACCUCCUGGAGGUAAAUCUGCAGAAUGGCAUUUUGUUUGUGAAUUCUCGGAUCGAUCGGGAGGAGCUGUGCGGGCGGAGCUUGGAGUGCAGCAUCCACCUGGAGGUGGUGGUGCAGAGGCCGCCACAGUUUUUCCACGUGGAGGUGGAGGUGAAGGACAUUAACGAUAACCCACCAGUCUUCAGAGAGAGAGAACAAAGGUUAUUUAUUCCUGAAUCUAGACUGCUGGGAUCGCACUUCCCGCUAGAGGGCGCUGCUGACGCAGACAUUGGCACUAAUUCUCUCUUAACGUACACGCUCAGCCCCAGUGAUUACUUCUCGUUGGAUAUACAGGCAAGUGAUGAACUGAGUAAGUCACUUGCGCUUGAAUUGAGGAAAGUUUUGGACAGAGAAGAAACGCCAGAACUUCGUUUAUUAUUGACAGCCACUGAUGGGGGCAAACCUGAGCUGCAAGGUACGGUUCAACUGCUGAUAACGGUGCUCGACGUUAAUGAUAACGCCCCGGUGUUUUCUCAGGCCGUGUACAGAGUCCAUCUAUCAGAAACUAUAGCAAAUGGAACAUUAGUAACCACACUAAACGCCUCUGACGCCGACGAAGGAGUAAAUGGAGAAAUUGCCUUCUUCUUUGGCAGCGAUGUUCCUGUCAACAUUAGAAAGAACUUCAACAUUGAUUCCGGCUCAGGAGAAAUUACCCUGCUUGGAAAACUGGAUUAUGAAGAAACGAAAUCCUACGAAAUCCAGGUAAAGGCAGUUGAUAAAGGAAGUCCUCCGAUGUCAAAUCACUGCAAGGUUUUUGUGAAAGUGCUGGAUGAAAAUGACAAUGCUCCGGAGCUGGCGGUCCGGUCCUUGUCCUUGCCGGUCGGGGAGGACGCCCCCCUCGGCACCGUCAUUGCCUUCGUCUCCGUGUCCGACCGGGACUCCAGUGCCAACGGACAGGUGACCUGCACCCUGACACCGCAUGUCCCCUUCAAGCUGGUCUCCACCUUCAAGAAUUACUACUCACUAGUGCUGGACAGCGCCCUGGACCGCGAGAAGCUGUCACACUACGAGCUGGUGGUGACAGCGCGGGACGGGGGCUCGCCUUCGCUGUCGGCCACAGCCAGCGUGUCCGUGGAGGUGGCCGACGUGAACGACAACGCGCCCACGUUCGCGCAGCCCGAGUACACGGUGUUCGUGAAGGAGAACAACCCGCCCGGCUGCCACAUCUUCACGGUGUCGGCGCGGGACGCGGACGCGCAGGAGAACGCGCUGGUGUCCUACUCGCUGGUGGAGCGGCGGGUGGGCGAGCGCGCGCUGUCGAGCUACGUGUCGGUGCACGCGGAGAGCGGCCGGGUGUUCGCGCUGCAGCCCCUGGACCACGAGGAGCUGGAGCUGCUGCGCUUCCAGGUGAGCGCGCGCGACGCGGGCGUGCCUCCUCUGGGCAGCGCCGUGACGCUGCAGGUGUUCGUGCUGGACGAGAACGACCACGCGCCCGCGCUGCUGCCGCCGGGGGCGGGCGCCGGGGGCGGCGCGGGGGGCGGCGAGCUGGUGUGGCGGGCGGUGGGCGCGGGCCACGUGGUGGCGAAGGUGCGCGCGGUGGACGCGGACUCGGGCUACAACGCGUGGCUGUCCUACGAGCUGCUGCCGGCGGCGGGCGGUGCGCGCAGCCCGUUCCGCGUGGGGCUGUACACGGGCGAGAUCAGCACGACGCGCGCCCUGGACGAGGCGGACGCGCCGCGCCAGCGCCUCCUGGUGCUGGUGAAGGACCAUGGCGAGCCUGCGCUGGCGGUCACGGCCACCGUGCUGCUGUCGCUGGUGGACAGCGGCCAGGCGCCUAAGGCCUCGUUGGGAAUGUCAGCGGGGGCCACGGACCCAAAGUUGGCGCUGGUGGACGUGAACGUGUACCUGAUCAUCGCCAUCUGCGCGGUGUCCAGCCUGUUGGUACUCACGCUGCUGCUGUACACGGCUCUGCGGUGCUCCGCGUCACCCAUGGAGGGCGCGUGCGGGCCGGGGAAGCCGGUGCUGGUGUGCUCCAGCGCGGUGGGCAGCUGGUCUUACUCGCAGCAGAGGCGGCAGAGGGUGUGCUCUGGGGAGGGGCCGCCCAAGACGGACCUCAUGGCCUUCAGCCCCAGUCUUCCUCCUGGUCCGAACAUGUCGGAAGAAAAUCAACAUCCAGAAGGAAAUUCGGAACAUUCUGGUAACCCACGACAGCCCAAUCCUGACUGGCGUUACUCUGCCUCCCUGAGAGCAGGAAUGCACAGCUCUGUGCACCUGGAGGAGGCUGGCAUUCUACGGGCUGGUCCAGGAGGGGCUGAUCAGCAAUGGCCAACAGUAUCCAGUGCAACACCAGAACCCGAGGCAGGAGAGGUGUCCCCUCCAGUCGGUGCUGGUGUCAACAGCAACAGCUGGACCUUUAAAUACGGACCAGGCAACCCCAAACAGUCUGGUCCCAGUGAGUUGCCAGACAAAUUCAUUAUCCCAGGAUCUCCCGCCAUCAUCUCCAUCCGGCAGGAGCCCGCCAACAGCCACAUUGACAAAAGUGACUUCAUAACCUUUGGCAAAAAGGAGGAGACCAAGAAGAAGAAGAAAAAGAAGAAGGGUAACAAGACCCAGGAGAAAAAAGAGAAAGGGAACAGCACGACCGACAACAGUGACCAGUGAGGUCCUGUCCUGGAAAUAAGCCACUUAGCCAGUUUUUGUGAUAAUGGCAACUCUCUCCCGUGUAGCAACUCCCCCACCUCUCUCUUACCCACCCUCUCAAUAGACCUCAGAAAUCUGCAGGAAGUUCCCUGAGUGUGUCUAGAUCUCAUUUGACAGGUUUUGUCUGAAAAGCUUGACUAAGUCUGGUGUUAACUCUCUCCACUCUGGCUUGUUUUCAGAACCUAAAAAGCAGACCCAAGUUUCCUUUCUCCUCCGCCAUAAAGGAGAGGCUUCCCAGCCCCUCCAGUGAGAGGUUGGACUCUCUGCCCUGAGCUCCCAGGAUCCUGCCUUGAUGACACUUGCAGGGCAGGCGGAAAGGUUUUAAGAUUGAGCAGCUUGUGGCCAUUAGGCAUGUGUGUGAGCACCACAUUGGCUGAGAUGGGCCAGAUUAAACUAGUUGGUGAAAGGAGGGGCUGGGAAACAAAGGCAAAUCAACCCUGGGAAUUACCAGUCAGGAGGGGAAAUGCGAAAUUUAAAAGGAACCAGACUUUCUAAAUCUUACAACUCAAGAGGUGGUGGCCACCUUCUAUCAGCCAAAACUGCCCUCAGGGACAAGGCUUUAGCAGUCCCUAAAGUCUGUUGGCUGUGAUGUUAUUAUACCUAAAACCUGAAUUGUAUCUGUAAGUCAACAGUUCAGUGUGUAGCAGGGGCCAGCCAGGGCAACAGAAGCAGAUCUGAUGUGUUUCCUGUACAUGUCCUUGUGAUCACUUUAUUAAAAAUUCUUUUGCACACGGUGUUUAUGAAAAGGCCUGGUCCCUUUCCAAUAGCACAUAUGCAAAAGCAAAAGAAAAAACGAAAACCCCAACACCUCACUUGAUGCUGUUUGUUGUUUGAUAGAUUUAUUUAAAACAGAGAAAAUCUAUAGCUAUAAGUCUUUAAAGAGAGCUAUGAAGACAAUUCCCCUAAACUCGCCUCAAAAAAAAAAAAAAAAAGAAUUCAGACUACAGCCAUUUAAAUGAUCAUUGCUGCUACAGAAGUGCUUUAAGAGAAUUGCCUGGAACAUCUGUAUUAUACCGGCCACCUGCCAAUCACAGCUUUACUCUUUCAGGUCACUCUGGGGCUGCCUCUUGCAUGUAUUAAUUACUAAAUAAAAGGAUCUUUCUCUCUCUCUCUCUUUUCUAAGAAACAAUUAUGUGCACUUUGAAUACACAACCUUGUCUAGCCAAUAACUCUAUCAAGACCCAGAAAUUGAAGAAAAAUAUUGUUUACUCAUACACACAGUGAACAGACUUUGCAAUCCUCUGAUUCUGUGAUUUGUCUUGGUGCGCUAGCCUACACCUUCUCUUUGGUUUGUUUACCUUUUCUAUUAACACUCUGAAUUGCUAACCUUGCUAACACCUAUGAUGUUACCUGAGAUCAAUCUCCCAUAUGUAUGCUGUAUGCUAUUAUAAGACUCCUGAAAUAUACCUACUCUGUGCUUGUGUAUGUGAAUGUUAAUGCAACUAUUACCUAGAGUGAACUUUAAGCUUUAUUGUUGAAUGUAAUUCCAUCAUAUUUCCUUUUGUACACCUGUGGAAAAGUGAACUAAUGUUUUUUUUAACCAUUGUUAAUCAGCUUUUGUGUAUGUAAGACACAGUAAAAUUUAUUUCUUAAAUCAAGAUAUUGGUGAUUCAAGGAAUUUUAUUUAUGGUCAGCCAAGAGCUGUCUCUUGCCAAGACUCCUGCUGGCAAGGGAAUGGAUAAAGCUGUUUUUUUCUAGUAACAAUUCCGGGGUGAAUACUGAAGAUAUCCCCUGAGGGUAUGCAAGCACAAAAUUUACCAAUCUGACCUCUUUCAAGUUGCAGACUGCUUUGAAAUUCUAACGAUGUCUGGAAUAUCAGCUCAUAGAGAAUAAUAAAAUUUACUGUCAACUUCAAUAAGAUAUGUUGAUUUUGUUAAAAUGUACAAUUUAGAAGUUUGAGUAAUUAUAUUUUAAAAGUUAACAUAAAAGAGGUAGGAGUCUGUUAUUAAAACAAAAGCAGUAAGUCUUUAAAAAAAAAUCUGUUUUCUCUACUUUCAGCUUCAUUCUCCCAUGUUUUGAAGGGUGUGUAACUUCAGCUCUGCAGGAUUGCAUGGGGUAAAACUUGUUGCCAACACGUCUGAACCAUUGCUACAUUGUAGGUUGUGAUCAUUUUGCCCCACUGAAACCCAUGUAUCUGACCUUACGUGCCUUUUGAAUACUAGGAGAAUCGGGCUAAUUUAUUAAUGAUGAUAAUGAUAAUGUAUCUGUACAGCACUUUUUACCUUUGCAAAGUGCUUUCCAAUCCAUGUUAGUUACUAGUUAUUACAGCUGUAAGGAUAAAACACGUCAUGUGGAUUCAUUUUUAAUUGGUGCUACUGGUAUUUCCUCUGUUAUUGCUAAUAAAUGGAAAAUGGUGGUAUGAAA